AUGAUAGAAAUUUCAGACCUGUUCUCAUGUCUUCCAGGUUUAACCACUGGAGUUGGUGUGUUGCCAGACGGUCCUCUGAAUAAAGCUGUUAGAGGGACAGUGAAGUUCAGCCCAACACUGCCUUCAACUGGAACUCCAUUUGGAGGCAUCACCUGGAGGUUAAAUGGAAAAAUAAUAAUCAUUUCAAAUACUCAAAAUCACACUGCACCAGGUUAUGAAGACAGGAUCACCAUCUUCCCCUCUACUGGAUCUCUGGAGCUCAGGAAUCUGGCUCUUAAUGACAGUGGAGAAUACACAGUCAGUAUUACAGAGGGGGUGACUGAGCAUCGAGGUGAAACAACACUGGAAGUUUACGAGCCAGUCAGGGAUCCAAAAAUAACUGCCAACAGCACAGACUUGGUGGAGGGUAGCUCCGUCCCUCUCUCCUGCUCCGUCUCCUCUGGAUCCUCCCUCUCUUUCCGCUGGAUGAACGACAGCUCUUUAGUCACAGCCAGUGACAGAAUUCAGCUCACUGAUGGAGGCUCCACUCUCACCAUAACCCCUGUGAUCCGCUAUGAUCAUGGACCAUAUAAGUGUGAUGUGUCCAAUCCCGUCAGUCAUGACACCAGUGAUCCAGUUAACCUCUUCAUUAGCUAUGGCCCAGAAAAUACAAAAUUGAGACUCUCUCCAUCACAAGAACAUUUUGCGGUCGGAUCAGACAUCAACCUGUUCUGCUCAGCUGACUCCAGACCUGACCCUCACUUUGACUGGUUUCUGAAUGGAGACGAGCUGCCUGGUACUGGACCAGAGCUCAGACUAAUCAAUAUUCAAGAGAGACAGAGUGGAAACUACACUUGCCAGUCCUUUAACGACAAAACUCUGAGAAAUGACACAUCUAUGCAGUUAUCAGUGUCUGUUCUGGAGAAAGUAUCUAAUGCUUCUGUCACACCAUCAACAAACCAGACGAUUGAGGGGAAGUCUGUCAACUUAACCUGUGAUGCUGCUGGAUCUGUGUUUACCAGAAAAUGGAUGAAGGAUGGAUCAGAUCUGACUCUGACUGACAACAUGACAUUGUACGAAGAGAACAGAGUGCUGUCCUUUCAGUCACUACAGAAAAUGGACACAGGAGAGUAUUCAUGUAACAUCAGUAACCCCAUCAGCUCCAUUGAGGCUAAAUACAGCUUGGUUGUUAAGUAUGGACCAGAAAAUGUUGAAAUCAAAGGCCAGAAUAAGAUACUCGUUGGCGAAAACAUCACAUUAACCUGCUCUGCUGAGUCUGAACCACUUGCUAGCUACACCUGGUCACUGAAUGGGAUAGAGAUCCACAAAUCUUUUGAGUACACUAAAAAGAAUGUUACAUACUCUGACAGUGGAAACUACACCUGUCAAGCAAAGAAUGACAUAACUGGGAGAUCACUGUCUGCUGUUCAAGAAUUGACUGUUCUAGUUAAAGUAGAUGAAGGUCUUUCAGGAGGCACCAUUGCUGGAAUAGUAAUCGCAUGUCUAGUGGUUACAUCCUUUGCUAUUGGUGGAUACUUUAUCUACAAAAAGAAAGUCAACAACAGACAUCAGCCAAAUAAGACAGCGACACAUCUGCAGGCCAAGUUUAGAGGUGUGAUACUAAUCUCUCUCCUCUUUCUCAUACUUUAUGAUACUUUAGAUGACAUGGAAACAGCUGUGAUACACGUCAUCUUUAUUGGAGUCAUUUCAGGUUUAACCACUGGAGCUGGUGUGUUGCCAGACGGUCCUCUGAAUAGAGCUGUUGGAGGGACAGUGAAGUUCAGCACAACACUUCCUUCAACUCUAAAUCCAUUUAUAAACAUCCUCUGGAGGUUUGAAGGGGCACAAAUAAUCAUUUCAAAUACUGGAAAUCACACUGGACCAGGUUAUGAAGACAGGAUCACCAUCUUCCCCUCUACUGGAUCUCUGGAGCUCAGGAAUCUGGCUCUCAGUGACAGUGGAGAAUACACAGUCAGUAUUAUAGAGGGGGUGACUGAGCAUAAAGGUGAAACAACACUGAAAGUUCACGAGCCAGUCAGGGAUCCAAAAAUAACUGCCAGCAGCACAUAUCCAGUGGAGGGUAGCUCCAUCAGUCUCUCCUGCUCCGUCUCCUCUGGAUCCUCCCUCUCUUUCCGCUGGAUGAACGACAGCUCUGAGGUCACAGCCAGUGACAGAGUUCAGCUCACUGAUGGAGGCUCCACUCUCACCAUAACCCCUGUGAUCCGCUAUGAUCAUGGACCAUAUGAGUGUGAUGUGUCCAAUCCCGUCAGUCAUGAAACCAGUGAUCCAGUAAACCUCUUCAUUAGCUAUGGCCCAGAAAAUACAAAAUUGAGACUCUCUCCAUCACAAGAACAUUUUGUGGUCGGAUCAGACAUCAGCCUGUUCUGCUCAGCUGACUCCAGACCUGACCCUCACUUUGACUGGUUUCUGAACGGAGACCAGCUGCCUGGUACUGGACCAGAGCUCAGACUAAUCAAUAUUCAAAAGAGACAGAGUGGAAACUACACCUGUCGGUCCUUUAACAACAAAACUCUGAGAAAUGACACAUCUAUGCAGUUAUCAGUGUCUGUUCUGGAGAAAAUCUCUGAUGCUUCUGUCACACCAUCAACAAGCCAGGCGAUUGAGGGGAAGUCUGUCAACUUAACCUGUGAUGCUGCUGGAUCUGUGUUUACCAGAAAAUGGAUGAAGGAUGGAUCAGAUCUGACUCUGACUGACAACAUAACAUUGUAUGAAGAGAACAGAGUGCUGUCCUUUCAGUCACUACAGAAAACGGACACAGGAGAGUAUUCAUGUAACAUCAGAAACCCCAUCAGCUCCAUGGAGGCUAAAUACAGCUUGGUUGUUAAGUAUGGACCAGAAAAUGUUGAAAUCAAAGGCCAGAAUAAGAUACAUGCUGGCGAAAACAUCACAUUAACCUGCUCUGCUGAGUCUGAACCACCUGCUAGCUACACCUGGUCACUGAAUGGGAUAGUGAUCCACAAAUCUUUCGAGUACACUAAAAAGAAUGCUGAGUCCUCUGACGGUGGAAACUACACCUGUAAAGCAAAUAAUGACAUAACUGGGAGAUCACUGUCUGCUGUUCAAGAAUUAACUGUUCUAGGUAAGGUUCUGAUUUUUGUCCACAAAAAAAUUGCAUUCUUAUAA
Molecule: messenger RNA, 3123 nt
Organism: Notolabrus celidotus (New Zealand spotty)
Lineage: Eukaryota; Metazoa; Chordata; Actinopteri; Labriformes; Labridae
Product: carcinoembryonic antigen-related cell adhesion molecule 5-like
Exons: 14
Coding region: 1-3123 (1040 amino acids)
Source: RefSeq, a predicted model, not a curated record